Messenger RNA from Glycine soja, 1418 nucleotides. Its product is annotated as peroxidase A2-like. Lineage: Eukaryota; Viridiplantae; Streptophyta; Magnoliopsida; Fabales; Fabaceae. Bases 109 to 1161 code for a protein of 350 amino acids. Gene Ontology annotation, biological process: response to oxidative stress; hydrogen peroxide catabolic process. Gene Ontology annotation, molecular function: heme binding; peroxidase activity. The record is from RefSeq and is a predicted model, not a curated record. The transcript is spliced from 4 exons.
GAUAUUGCAUUCAUUGAUCAUUUUUCUCUCUAUAUAAAAAGCACCCGGUUCUGCGUGUUCUUGCAACAACAACAACACCCUCAUAAUUGCAAACAUCAGAAAGAAAAAAUGAAUUCCCUUCGUCUCACUAUAUGUUGUGUGGUGGCAGUGCUUGGAGCACUACCACACUUCUCAUUUGCACAGCUAGAUCCUUCAUUUUACGAUAGCACUUGUUCAAAUGUAAGUUCAAUUGUACGUGAGGUGCUCUCAAAUGUUUCUCAAUCUGAUCCCCGCAUACUUGCAAGUCUCAUCAGGCUCCAUUUUCACGACUGUUUUGUUCAGGGGUGUGACGCAUCAAUUCUGUUGAACGACACGGAUACGAUCGUGAGCGAGCAAAGUGCAGCGCCAAACAACAACUCCAUAAGAGGUUUGGAUGUUGUGAACCAGAUCAAAACAGCAGUGGAAAAUGCUUGUCCCGGCACAGUUUCUUGUGCUGAUAUUCUUGCUCUUGCAGCUCAAAUAUCUUCUGAUCUGGCUAGUGGUCCUGUUUGGGAAGUUCCAUUGGGAAGAAGGGAUAGUUUGACAGCAAAUCAAACCCUUGCUAAUCAAAAUCUUCCAGCUCCUACUUUUACCAUUGAUCAACUUAUCAACUCAUUUGGUAAUCAAAGCCUCAACAUUACUGAUCUAGUUGCACUUUCAGGUGCUCAUACAAUUGGUAGAGCUCAAUGUAGAUUUUUUGUUGAUCGAUUAUACAAUUUCAGCAACACCGGCAACCCAGAUCCUACUCUAAACACAACUCUCUUGCAAUCAUUGCAAGGAAUAUGUCCUAAUGGUGGACCUGGCACUAAUCUCACUAAUUUGGACUUAACCACUCCAGACACAUUUGACUCCAACUACUACUCCAAUCUUCAACUUCAAAAUGGCUUGCUUCAGAGUGAUCAAGAGCUGCUUAGCGCAAAUAAUACGGAUAUCGUUGCCAUUGUCAACAAUUUCAUUAUGAACCAAACUCUUUUCUUUGAAAACUUUAAGGCGUCAAUGAGAAAAAUGGGCAACAUUGGAGUGCUAACGGGAUCACAAGGAGAAAUUCGAUCACAAUGUAAUUCUGUGAAUGGAAAUUCUUCUGGACUCACUACUACUGCCACCAAAGAAUCAUCACAAGAUAGCGUGGUUAGCUCAAUGUAAUAAAUUGGCAAAGGUUGUGCUGAAAAAUGCAGAGAUUGAAGGUACUAGCUAAUAAAAAGUUUUGUAUUUGCACAUAUAUGGCAUGUGCAUGGAAACAGAUGCGAUUGAAGAGCGAACAACUGAGCUUCAGAGAAGUCAGACUUUGGGCUUGCUUACUGGCUUUCUUUCAGUGGAUGAUUGGUAUGCUUGAUUUAUAAAUCUACUAUAGCAUUGUGAAGGUAAAAACUGUUAUUAUGACAAGCUGUGUGUUUUUUUUU